Molecule: messenger RNA, 3915 nt
Organism: Brassica napus (rape)
Lineage: Eukaryota; Viridiplantae; Streptophyta; Magnoliopsida; Brassicales; Brassicaceae
Product: putative BTB/POZ domain-containing protein At2g40440
Exons: 2
Coding region: 1275-1925 (216 amino acids)
Molecular function (GO): protein binding
Source: RefSeq, a predicted model, not a curated record
UAGUUUAUAUCUUGUGGAUCAUGUAAAAGUUCUACUUGCUUUCAAAUUAAGAGCUUGUGUGUUUUAUGAUUUUAUCAAACAAUAUUUUGCUAGAAUCUACACAUAAAUUUAUAUAGAUAUUUAAAAAAAUUAUGAUUGCUGAUGUAAAUGUAACAAUUGUUGUCAUGAUUCAUGUACUCAAAGAUUCACCUAUUUAGGUCACUAUGCAUCUCAAGUCAGAAGCCAAGAUCAUGUAAUCGCUACAGAUAUUCUAUUAUUUUCCACACAGAAAGGUUUCAGUUCUAUAAUAUAUCCACUCUGAAAAAAAGAAAAGUUCAUCUCCUUUUUCUUAAACACACGAGCAUCUGUCAAGCUUUUCAAACUAUUGGAUCUUUUUAUUUAUUUAUCGAGCUUUGGUUUGUUUUCUACAAAAGUUACAGCAAUUGGACACUAUUUCAGAUUUAGAAAGCACAUCGAACUAACAUAUGGAGUCGUCGAUUCUCCUCUGGAUACCUCGAAUCAGUAUCAACAUGUUCAUCUCAUUGGUUUGUAAUUCUCAGACCAGUCACAUAAUCUUGAAUAAGAAAUUUUAAAAGGAUUCAAGCUGCUUUUAAUGCUAGCGGUUGCUCGGUGCAGACAAGGAAUGGCAUGAUGCCAAGACUGAAGCAUCUCAGUGGGCUUCACCAAAAUGUCUUCGCUACCUAUUCAUAUGAAUUCUCAAAUUCUAUCACGUCUCAGAACCACAAAAACUAUGGAAUCAUUUUUGGCAUUAUAUAGCAGAAGAUUAUUAUGUCACCAGAAUUGAAUCCUACAAUUCUCUGACCUUCAGUUAAUCCCAACGAACUACAUCAGUACCCACUCAUCGAACAAAAACAGAUAUACAAAAGACCAAAAACUACGUUUUACUUAAAAAAGAGAGCAACAACUACGUCUACGACCCCACACUUGCGCGGGGGCUGUGCCCCUAGUCAUAUGAAAAAGUUUGCAUUAUUGUUAUGACUCGUAACUAAGGGGAUAUAUAUUUUUAAUCUCGAUUAGGGUCGCCUAUAGACACAGACCGGCCUUGGAUAUUUACCUUUUCCAACGUGCUGAGUGGUCAAUUGCUGAGACAUCUGCUUUGUUUAAUUAAAUUACCAAUACAAAACUAUUAAGGUCUUUUAAUAUUGUAAUAGUAAAAUCUCCUUCAUUUCCAAAGUCUUGGAAAACGAACGUAAAAGUAAAGAGUAACUUUGACCGUCUAGGCUCUCUCUUUAUAUAUAUAGAACCUACAAUCGUUUAUCAGAUCUAAUCAGGUUAUGGGGACACAAACAAAUAAAGAGCAUUUCUUUGGUGGAUUUCUAAAGAUUUUGAAACAGCAGCAAGUCGAUGUACGGCUCAAUGCAUGUGAUAAAAAGGCAGCUAUCUCUGCCCAUAAGCUUAUUUUGUCUGCAAGAUCAGAGGUGUUUGCGAAGAUGUUUGAAGAAGACAAAUGCAAGUCUUCGUCCAGGCUAGAGAUAAUCACUCUCUCGGAGCUUAAACAAGAAGAGUUAGAGGCUUUUGUUGAGUUCAUCUAUGGAGAUGGCUCAAUUCUUUCUGAGAAAGCGAAGCAACAUGUAAUGUCACUCUAUCGUGCCGCUGACAAAUAUGAGAUUCCGCAUCUACGUGACUUAUGCAGAAUGGAGCUUAUAUCAUCUCUUAACGCUUCCAAUGCUCUUAAAGUUCUCGAGCUUUCCCAAAUCCCUUUUGACAAAGCUCUCAGCGAUGCAGCCAUCAGUGUUAUCAAAAUUAAUAAAGAUGAGAUUUCUAGUUCUACUGAGUUCAAGGUUUUCGUAGUCGAUCACCCAGAUCUUACCGUGGAGAUAGUGAAGGCUAUGUUGGAAUUUGCAGCUACGUAUUACUGUACUUGUGGUCGCUUUGUAUGUUGUAGUUAUUGUGGUUCUAGAUCAAAAAGAAAGACUACUGUUUAGUCUGGACGUUCAUCACUUUCACAAACCCUUCAACUCCUAUAAUAUUUUCAUAGGAUUUAUUUGUCUUUGUUUUGUUAUCAAGCUUUCAAAUCUUUGAAUUUUUCUAAUACGUUUCUAUUUUAUUAGAUUCUAUUUUCUUUGCAACUUAUGUAUCUCUCACUAACUUUCUCUCACUAAACGCUCUCUAGAAAACUCGUCAAUCUAAAAACCUAGAUCCGGUGGCCGGCGGUUCUUCUUACUUUGGGUCGCCACCCCUUUUGUUUUUUAUCUCCGAUUUAGUUCGGAUUGAUCUUUGGCUAUAUCCGAUUGUUAUUUCUGUUUAUUCGGACUUUUAUUCUUUCUUUUCUAUCUUAGGAUUAUCAUCGUAAUCUCCUCUGCUCUGUUGUAAUAUCAUAUUCUCGAAAGAUUAUGUUGAUUUACAUGUACCGGUUUGCUUGGUCUUCUUUCAAAUGGGUGUAAAUCCUUACUCUGUCACAAGAAUAGACUUUGGAGUAUAGGUUCCCUUUGGAUGAAAGUUCAAGAUGAUGCUGUUGCUUGGAGAAGGGUAUGGUGACUCAGAGCUUUGGUCGGUUUAGAUGAAGUUUCUGAAAAGUACUAGUUCCAAUCAAUGGAGGUUUAAAUCACCGGUGGUAUCUCAAGUUUUUCGGCUGGUAAUAGCGAGGAGAUUUAAACAGGCACAACUCAGGUUUAUGGAGAUCGUAGGCCAACAUUAUCGGCGCCCCUUAGGCCCGUCCUUAAUCGAGUUUAGGUUGAAAAUAAAUCAAAAAGAAAUUCCCGGGUUUGCGACGGGCCUUAGCUAAGAGAUUUUUUGGGCUCGUCCUUAACAAAACGUGGCAGCAUUGGAGUGGGAGAUGUAUUCGAAGCCGAGAAAGGGAUUGUCGGUGUGUUCUUCUCUCUCUUCUCCAAACUCAAUCAAAAUCUCAAAUCUCCGAUGGCGACGCCGUGAUGUCCGAAGGCGAAGUUAAAUCAAAAGGAAUAAUCGAUCUCUUCAAAUUGUUUGCAACCCGCUCACUCCACAUCGCCCUGAUCUUCGAAGGCGAAGUAAAAAAAAACCAAAGGUCAUGUCCAAUAUCUCCGAAGACGAAGUCACAUCGAACUCCACAGCGGCCUGGUGUCGGCGUUUGAUCCCCUGACCGGAGGAUCUUCAAAGACUACUCCAUGUUGGUGAACAACGGGAAUUUUCCGGGAUGGUUGGAAUCAUCGACUGUAUGCAUUGGGAGUGGAAGAAUUGCCCCACCACUUGGAAAAAAAUGUAUUCACGAGGAACCGGAAAACCAACAAUUGUGUUGGAGGCGGUCGCUUCAUAUGACCUCUGGAUAUGGUACACUUUUUUUGGAGCUCCAGGUACUAUGAACGAUCUUAAUAUUCUUGAUCGAUCACCUGUUUUUGAUGACAUUAUUAACGGAAAUGCUCCGCAAGUAAACUUCUAUGUCAACGGGAGGGAGUACAAUUUGGCUUACUAUCUGACGGAUGGUAUUUAUCCAAAAUGGACGACUUUUAUUCAAUCUAUCCGACUCCCACAAGGUGCGAAAAAUUCUUUAUUUGCUAAAACCCAAGAAUCCGUCAGAAAAGAUGUUGAGCGUGCCAUUGGGGUCCUGCAAGCGAGGUUUGCCGUUGUUAGAAAUCCUUCUAAUUUAUGGGAUAAAAGUAAAAUAGAAAAUAUUAUGAGAGCAUGUCUCAUACUACAUAAUAUGAUUGUCGAAGACAAACGAGAUUCACACACUCAGUAUAGAGUUUUAGAAUUUCAACCCGCAGCAGAUGAGGAUCUUGCAUUUACCGUUAAAAAGACUACAAAACACGGAAAAAGAAUUGGGCGUCGCAAAGAAGUUCGGGAUCCACAUAUCCAUCAACAGUUAAAAGAAUUUUUGAUUGAAAAUAUAUGAAAUAAAUUUGGACAUCUUCCAAAUAACAUUAUAAAUAACAUAUAAUGUUAUUUGGUUUCUAUGAAUUAAAUAAAAAUGUUUGUUUUAUUUUAUUUUUGAUAUUUGUA